AAGAUAUCCAGCUCUGAUCCGCCGCCGCUCACUGAGUGUCGUGGGCCCAUACCACCUGCAGCACCCGCCCCGCUGUCACUUGGAUCCUCCUCCUUUACCCGUUGUCCAGGUCCGUCUUCCUCGUCGACACCACCGCCUAGAUAUGAGUCUGAGCGCGUCCGUUUUCCAAGAGUCGAUGCAUUGGUUGAAAGCGUCGCUGUCGAAGACGAGCCUGCAGCCGUCGAUGACGAUCCGGCCGCUGAACUCGCAUUACUCGUGCCCGAGUUAAUGUUUGAAGACGAGGAUGCGGCCGCCCCCGCCCUGGGUACUGACCCAGAAGCGGGGGCGCUAGAGAAAAAAUCCAGCCAAGCGGUAUCCGAUCCUCCCUGUCCAGCGCUAGGUCGCGACUGGAUUUGCUGACUUUGUGCCUGUGAGGAACUGUGCACCGGCCAUUCCAAAUCUAAUCCAGUCCCGCUCCCACCACGCGGUGGGUGAGAAUGGUGCGGAGAGGUAGCUGUCGGACUUCCGCCACCGCCUGUACCUAAUAACCCGGAAAAUAGAUUAGAGUUCGCAUUCGAAGGUGUAGAUGACGCAUUUGAGGGUGGCGGGCUUGCUUGCCCAUGGGUCUGUUGCCCAUAAAAGGACCUUGCGUUAUUGCCUCCGCCGCCUGUAGGGGACGGUGAAGGCGUUGAGAGCCCAAUGAGCAAAUCAAACUGCGAUCAUGACGUACCUGAUUGUGCAUGUCCCUGGUUCUGGUUUUGAUUCUGCAAGUAUGCUGCAUGUGCACCUGGAUCGUCAAUUGUAUACGCCGACGGACCACCUGGAUACGUGCCUCCGCCGGAAGAUGCUGAUGAAUCAAGCCUCGGCCGUUUUGUCUGAGGGAGACUAAAGUUGAAAGGGCUGUGGCGCUCAAGACUGACUGGGAUUGCGGACCCCGGUCCUGGGUACGCACUUGUGGGCGACUGUGAGUACGAAUGUUGCGAUUGCGGCUGAGUCGAGAGAUGUGC
Messenger RNA from Fomitiporia mediterranea MF3/22, 986 nucleotides. RefSeq lists its product as uncharacterized. Lineage: Eukaryota; Fungi; Basidiomycota; Agaricomycetes; Hymenochaetales; Hymenochaetaceae. The record is from RefSeq and is a predicted model, not a curated record. The annotation marks the transcript as partial. The transcript has a single exon.